Solenopsis invicta (red fire ant) is the source of this 881-nucleotide messenger RNA. RefSeq names its product acyl carrier protein, mitochondrial (gene ND-ACP). Lineage: Eukaryota; Metazoa; Arthropoda; Insecta; Hymenoptera; Formicidae. The transcript is spliced from 4 exons. Gene Ontology annotation, cellular component: mitochondrion. Gene Ontology annotation, biological process: fatty acid biosynthetic process. Bases 166 to 714 code for a protein of 182 amino acids. Gene Ontology annotation, molecular function: acyl binding; acyl carrier activity. The record is from RefSeq and is a predicted model, not a curated record.
CACGCGUUGCGAGUUUCUUUCUGAACCCGCGGGGGCCGCGGGUCGUCCAGAGCGGAGAGUGCAGUGCAAAGGAUUCUCGUCGUCAAGUCUCGCACGGUGGCAGAAGUAAGGUUCGGAGUCGUCGUUGUUGUUCCUCGUGGCUCGUACAUUCAUCGUGGAUGAGAAAUGGCGUCCCUAGUUGGUGUUCGGUUGUUGGCGAGGAAUGCCGGCUGCCUCAGGAAUUCCUUCAGCCGGUUGCGUUGUACAAGCAGUGCGCUCGUUCAGAUGCGAUGCGAGCAGAGACUGUUGCAUAGCGCCGCGCGGACGUGCACGCUCGUCGUGCCUCAGGUAAAAUGCAAUCGUGGAUACUGUCAAGACGUUAAAGCAAAACCGAAAUCGAUUAAGGAUAUCGAAGAGCGUGUAUUGAAAGGCUUAAGGGACACACGCAUCAAGCAGGUGCGCCAGUACAGUGCUAAGGAUCCGCUAACCCUUGAUAUUAUCAGUCAGCGGGUGCUCUUGGUUCUGAAACUUUAUGACAAAAUUGAAAGCACAAAGUUGAGCCUGGAAUCGCAUUUUAUGGAGGAUCUGGGUCUAGAUUCCCUGGAUCACGUGGAGAUCAUAAUGGCGAUGGAGGACGAAUUUGGCUUCGAGAUUCCAGACAUGGACGCGGAGAGGCUACUAAAACCCAAAGAUAUAGUGCGCUAUAUCGCAGACAAGGAGGAUAUAUAUGAAUAACACCUCUUGCAUUACUUAUGCCCCCACGCGUUUUAGUCCAACAUCCGCCGUUAUUUCGACUGGAAAUAAUGGGUCACAGCGUCUUACUUUGCUGUCGCCAUUGUUUUUUUCUGUAUAUAGAUCACUCAUCAUUAUGUGAAUAAAAAAAAGCGAAUUGUUACAUCGAA